This is a messenger RNA of Ambispora gerdemannii, 498 nucleotides long. The record is from the annotation of a GenBank genome assembly. Lineage: Eukaryota; Fungi; Glomeromycota; Glomeromycetes; Archaeosporales; Ambisporaceae.
AUGUGGAACUGGAACUUGGAUUUUGGAAUAGACCUUUCUCCGAUUUUUCCAACCGAAGGUUUUCCGUUAAAUGUGGAGUUUAUCCAGUAUAAUGUGUUGGAUGUAUUACCAUAUGAAGAUUCGUCUUUCGAUUUUGUUCACGAAAAAUUCAUGGUCAGUGCUUUUACGGAAGAACAAUGGAAAAAGAAUGUUAUCCCAGAAAUAAUAAGAUUAACUCGACCAGAUGGAUGGGUCGAGCUCUUAGAACGCGAUACUUUCAUUAUAUCUGAUGGGAAUGCGACAACUAGAAUUGCAAAAGCUUUCAAAGAUUUCAUGAGGUCGAGGGGAAUGAACUCUAUAAUUGGUAAAAAAGGUGGUAAAACUGGGCAAGAGCGUAUCGGACAGUAUGAAUAUAAUGCCGAACAUUUCGAUGCUCUGAUAGAAACAAUCUCUAUUGAGGCAGAAAAAACUACUUCUUAUUUUAAUCAAUAUCUAAUUUGUGGUCAUAAGAAGAUUUGA